UGGUCAGCUAUUUAUAAUAGCUAAUUUUGUUAUUAAUUCCUACCUUCCAAAACAUCUUUGCCGAUAGCGCGGCCUUUUGUCAAUCACGCGCGAUGGUGACCGUGCCCGCAGUUGUGACCAAGACCGUUGAUCGGCUGACGGCCGAAUUUGACAAGCUCAGCACUACCCAAAAGUAUGCAGUAGGUGUUGCAGGAGGCGUGGCAUCGCUGUACCUGGUUGGGUCUCUGCUCUACAAGGGCAACGACAAGUCAAAGCCAUCAACGUUUGAGCUGACCGGUGGCUCUAUUGAGGCAUCAAAGGUCAAGGAGGAGUUCGAUGCGUACGCGGAUAGUUAUGGGAAGAACGCCGGCGAAGGCAUUGUUGAUCGUUCGAAAACCGUUCACCUGGUCGACAUCUUUUACAGCCUGGUCACCGACAUCUAUGAGUGGGGCUGGGGUCAGUCAUUCCACUUUUCCCCCAAGCUGCCGAAUAAGGACUUGCGCGCUUCGGAGGCCGCGCAUGAGGCGCGCAUCGCCGCGCUCCUCCGUCUCAAGCCGGGCAUGAAGGCCUUAGACUGCGGCUGUGGCGUUGGCGGUCCCAUGCGCACUGUGGCCUCUGUCAGCGGUGCGCACGUGACCGGCAUCACCAUUAACCAAUACCAGGUUGACCGCGCCAAGCACCACAACGCGAAGCAAGGAGUUGCGCCGCUGACCAAUGUCGUCCGAGGCGACUUCCUCAACAUGCCGUUUAAGGAUUGUACUUUCGACGGCGCCUACGCCAUCGAGGCCACCUGCCACGCUCCUAAGCUGGAGGGUGUUUACGGCGAGAUUUUCCGAGUCCUGAAGCCAGGUUGCUACUUUGUGUCGUACGAGUGGGUAUCGACGCAUAAGUACGACCCCAAGAACCCCGAGCACGUGCGCAUCAUUGACGAGAUCAACUUCGGCAAUGGUCUGCCGGAAAUGCGCACUUGGAAGGAGGCAGAGGACGCGGGCAAGAACGUCGGAUUCGAGCUGGUGAUGUCUCUGGACCUGGCUACCGCGUCAAUCGUGUCGGGACCAUGGUACGAGCGCUUGCGCAUGGGCAAGUACACUCACGCGAUCAACCACGCGCUGGUCACCGCUGUCGACGCUGUUGGCAUGGCCCCUAAGGGCCUCAAGGAGGUGCACCACAUGCUGGUCGAGGUGGCGAAGAGCCUCAUCAAGGGCGGCGAGACCGGCGUCUUCACGCCCAUGCACCUGCUGCUGUUCCAGAAGCCGGAGGCCACUGCAUCUGCCUAGGUGCAGUCGACCGCUGGUCGUAGUCGAGAGGUCGGGAACGGAUAGGACAACCUAAGCUGCUGUCCAGCGCUGCUCUCACGAUCGACUGCAUGGAGGUUUGAAACUAGGAACACAGCCAUAGGUGGAAUGGUAACAACGGAAUGCGAGAUAGGGGUAUGAGAGAGGAGCGAGGGGUGAAUAAGUAACGAGGCAAGAGAAGUGGAGGUACUGCACCCUAGUGUAAAAAACGUGCUACAGUCGGUUGGCGUGGAGGCAGCAAAUUCGCAUCUCUGGCGAAAAGAAUGAAGUGGGGCCCGGUAUUUUCCCACAGCUGAAGGCGUGUUACUUUGGAGGACUGGCUGUGAGAUGAGAGCUGAGGUAACAGCUAUGCUUUUUGCUGCUGUUCAGGUGCUGUGGAGUGAAAUUGGCUAGUUCUUAUCUAACCUAGUCUAAAGGGGUGUUGGUUGGGUGUGAAGUUGUAACUCGGGCGGCGUGUGGUGUUAAGAGGCGUUGAUAAAUUUUCACAAAGUGAUGCUGUUGCUGUUCAAUCUUUUCUGGGAGUUGGUUCCUGCAUCUUGAUAUGAAUUCGGUAUGUUGUUGGAUGGCCGGUACGGGUUCACGCUGCACGUUCGUUUGCCCGGCCUAACCAGGGCCACUGGGCGGUCGUCACAGCGUGUGGCUUAGUAGCGGCGCGAUUUUGACUUCCCUGACAGUUUUGGUGACGACAAGAGUUCACUUGCGACUUUUGUCGUUUACUCCGUGUAGCGUGAGAGACGCUGCGACAUAACGACUGCAAGUUUGGCAUGGUUCCGAGUCGAUAUUCUUAGCCCUCCGCCUGCUCGUGCUGCGUGCGUUUGUUGUACUCACUACUUGCAGCUGCUAUUUUUCUCCAGCUGACGUAGGAUUUACGGUCGCUAUGCUAGCUAGAUGGCUUUUGCGGUGUGAAUCUCAUUCUGCCCGGAGUUUUGACGAAUGCGCGGACGCCCAACUAGAGCUAUUGGCAGUCCUGAAUGGAGUCUCGUGUGCAUAAGCGCACCGCGAAUGCCGCGGGAAGAAGCAUCAUAUGCAGUUAUGAGGUGAGAGGAUGAGAGCGCGGAAAGGGUUGACGUUGUGCCCCAGGCCACUUGUGUCCGCUGCAGUGACUGAUCGCCGUUUGCUGUGCGGAAUCGUCUGCAGAAAGAGGGGCGCUGUGGAUGGUGACCAGAACAUGUAAUGGUUGAUUCAGGACAAGUCUUGUGGCCAUGUGUCGUUGGCUACGGUAUGGAUCUGGCCAUCGCAACUGUUUCAGGCAAAAUUUGAUCAAAAUGUACGUCCAAGCUGGAGGAGGUGGGCUGGGGAGCGUACAAGGCGUGAAGGGCCCUGGGCGGGGGCGGGGCGAGGGUGAAUUGUAGUACGAAGUAUAUAGUGCAGAUCAGCUGUACAUGAUCUUGCAGUGUCAAUAUUGUUCACUGCUGCUGCUGCUGCGGGCGGGGGGCGUUUAAGGGGGUAAGAGGGGAGUCAAGGCGGGUGAAGGGACUUGGAGCGGGGUACCGGAGGCACGAAACUGUGGAUGUUGGGUUUUUCCCCCCUCUUCCCCCCCCCCCGGGAGGAAGACAUCCCAGGGUCGCCGAGACAUGGGAGUGGUCUUGUUAAGGUCGUUGUGACGGUUAACCGGUACGGGACAUUUGCGGUUGUGGCAGUUGGUGCGGAUCACGGACUACUGGGCGAGUCUCAACUAAUGUUACAAGUGUGAAACGAACUGUUCGCG
This is a messenger RNA of Volvox carteri f. nagariensis, 2982 nucleotides long. RefSeq lists its product as uncharacterized. The record is from RefSeq and is a predicted model, not a curated record. Gene Ontology annotation, molecular function: S-adenosylmethionine-dependent methyltransferase activity. Gene Ontology annotation, biological process: steroid biosynthetic process. NCBI's taxonomy places the organism in Eukaryota, Viridiplantae, Chlorophyta, Chlorophyceae, Chlamydomonadales, Volvocaceae. The transcript has 6 exons. The coding region runs from base 93 to 1256 and encodes 387 amino acids.